Messenger RNA from Tachysurus fulvidraco (yellow catfish), 4166 nucleotides. RefSeq names its product integrin alpha-M-like. The transcript is spliced from 30 exons. NCBI's taxonomy places the organism in Eukaryota, Metazoa, Chordata, Actinopteri, Siluriformes, Bagridae. Bases 110 to 3697 code for a protein of 1195 amino acids. Gene Ontology annotation, molecular function: integrin binding. Gene Ontology annotation, cellular component: integrin complex; external side of plasma membrane. Gene Ontology annotation, biological process: cell adhesion mediated by integrin; cell-matrix adhesion; integrin-mediated signaling pathway. The record is from RefSeq and is a predicted model, not a curated record.
AAACUUUUAAUACCUUCAUGUCUCCUUACACACACACACACACGCGCGCGCGCACACACACACACACAUACACGCACACAGAGAGACAGAGGGUUCUACUGAUUGGAGGAUGGCGUUACUCAUCCUACUUUUCUGCGCUGUCUCACUCUCUGAUGGAUUUAACAUUGAUGUGUUGAAGUUAGACGAAUUCUCAGGAAAUGAAGAGAGUUUUUUUGGAUACAAAUUGCUGCAGUAUCAGUCUAAGGAGACGAAACUAAUUAUAGUAAGUGCCCCACUGAGUGCCAACAGAUCAGGAGCUAUUUUUAAAUGCCCGGUGGAGAAGAAUGAAUGCACCCAGUUUUUUAAACCUAAACCAGACUCGAAGGCGAUCAGGUUCUUCGGGAUGUCGCUGGCAGUGAGGACGUUUCCAUCAUCCACACUCACUAGUUGCAGUCCGAGUGUCACUCAUGAGUGUGAUGGAAACUUGUAUCUGAAUGGAAUCUGUUACCAGUUCAACAGCAGUCUGGAUUUCACCACCAGUUUCACCCCCGCUUUCCAAGAAUGCAGUAAGAGUAAAGUCAACCUGGUUUUCCUUUUCGACGGUUCUCAAAGCAUGCAGGAAUCUGACUUCAAUAAGAACAAACACUUCAUAUGGUACAUUAUGACAAAUCUCAAAAACUCAUCUAUCGAGUUUGCUGCUGUUCAGUUUUCUUUCAGCUUCAAGACAGUUUUCACCUUUAAAGAUUAUGUUAACAAUGAGGCAAAGAAGAAACUUGAUGAAGAAAAACACAUGAAGUCACUCACAAACACACACGGUGCCAUCGGAUACGUCCUUAAAGAACUGUUUGAUAACUCGAAGUCUGGUGCAGAUCCUGUGGCUACUAAAGUCCUGGUCAUCAUCACAGACGGAAUUCCUACUGAUAUCUCAAAUGGUGAGAUACAGCGCUGUGAGUCACGUGGCAUCACUCGCUUUGUUAUCGGGGUGGGAGCUGUAAGUCUUCAGAAUCUGAAAAGUCUUGGCUCAAAGCCGAAUGACAACUACAUCUUCAUGAUUAAAGACUAUGAUGGACUAAAUGGACUUUUGGAUCAACUGCAAAAUAAGAUCUACGCCAUCGAGGGAGCCAAGGGCAGGAAAUUUAGGAAAGAGGUGUCUCAGAGUGGAUUCAGUGCUGCCAGUGAUAAGGACAGUCUCAUUCUGGGAGCAGUUGGAUGUAAUGAUUGGAGGGGAGCACUGUAUGAGGUGCAAGGAACCAGGAACGAUGAAGAGGAACUCAAAGGCUUCCAGUUCAAUCCGGAUUCAUACAACGGUUACGCUGUGGUGGUUGGACAGAGAGACAGCGUUUCUCUUGUGUUCUCUGGAGCACCAAGAUCUAAUCACAGGGGUCAGGUGACUCUGUUUAAAAAGAUGUCUAAUGAGUGGGUGGCUUUGAGGAACAUUUCUGGUGAACAAAUCGGCUCUUAUUUCGGAGGAUCGUUGUGUUUGUUAGACCUGGAUUCAGACAACAACACUGACUUCCUUGUGGUUGGAGCCCCACUGUAUUAUAAUCAUCAUCCACAGUUAGAGGGACGGGUUUACAUCUACAAUCUCACACAGAAGCUGGAUAUGGAGAAGGUGUUGGAAGUGUUUGGAUCACCUCAGGGUCGGUUUGGGAUGACUCUAGCUGCUUUAGCAGAUCUAAAUGGAGACCAGAAGCAGGAUUUAGCUGUUGGAGCUCCACUGGAAGAUAAUCAAAAAGGAGCCAUUUACAUUUACCUUGGCGACCCUGAACAUGGCAUCCGCAGCCAGUACAGCCAGAAAAUUGUGGCAAGCUCUCUCUCUAUGAAGCUUCGACAUUUCGGUCUGGCGAUUGACGGUGUGAUGGACAUGGGACAGGACGGUCUGACGGACAUCGCUGUUGGAGCAAAAGGAACCGUUUUACUCUUGAAAUCUCGGCCGGUUGUGUCCGUCUCAGCGAAGUUCAGUUUCUCUCCAUCUGAAAUAAACCUCACUCACUUCGACUGCCACAACAACCUGGAAAAUCCCACUGACAAAAAUAAAGUCAUCACCCUGAACACCUGCUUUAUUAUGACUGAGAACACCAACAGCAAAGGGGCAGUGAGUAAUCUGAACAUAUCAUGGGUGCUCAUUGCUGAUGCCGUGAGACAGGACAGUCGGGCAUUUUUCAAUAAGGAAGAUAAGACGUCCAGGAAUCUAACAAAGUCCAUGAUGCUGGGCUUGAACAUGUCCUGUUCCAGUGACGAGGUCUAUAUGCAAAGGUGUGUAAGGGACACGGUGUCUCCUGUAUUGUUCAGACUCAACUUCAAACAGUCUGAUCCUCAGAAGUCCACUUCCAUCUUGAACAUUGACAGCAAGACCACAGCUUUUGUAGAGGUUCCCUUUCAGAUAAACUGCAACAACAAAAGUUGUGUAUCAGACUUGCUGAUGGACUUUAGCUUCCUGGACAGCACAUUGCUGGUGGUGGACCAAGCAUCUUUUAUCAUCCGUGUGACUUUAACGAAUAAAGGAGAUGACUCCUUCAACACCAGUUUGGUUCUGCUCUACCCUCCUGGAUUAUCUCUCUCAAUGUUCAAGACCAUUAAGCCACACAGAAGGGUUCUGAGCAGUUGUGGAGAUCGUGAUGAAGGAGCUCUAAAUAAAACCACCUGCAGUAUCAGUUUACCGGUGUAUCCCAGAAACAUGAAUGCCGAGUUUGAGGGUAUAUUCCGCAUCUCUCACUUUUACAACUGGAAAGAGAGCAUGCAGAUGACACUUGUGAUCAGCAGUGAUAACAAUGGAAAUACAAGUAAGUCCACAGUGAUGAAAAUUCUGCCUGUUCAGUUCAGUGUAAACGUGGCCAUCAGCAUUGUUCCUGAGGAAUCACUAACAUAUCUGAACUUCUCCCUGGAAGAUAAAGAAAUGAAACCUCUCAGUGUUGUGUAUAAAGUGAGUAAUCUGGGACUCAAAGGUCUGCCUGUUGCAGUAAGCUUCUGGAUGCCUUCUCAGUCUGGUGUAAACUUGUACGAUCUGCACAAUUUCUCCAUCAGUGUGUCAGAGAAUGCUACCUACUGUACCAGCAUCACUGAAGGACCUGUGGAGUGUCCAGGUGAGAACUGUGUAUUCUUCAAGUGUGCUCCUUUCUUAUUGGAUCCUGUUUCUGAUGUCCGGUUUAAUUGGAGCACUCUCGUCUCCUUCCCUAAUAAACAAAAUUAUACAGGGAAUUGGCUUUUCAGUGAGUUUAAGGAAGAGGACGAAUUUUCUGUUUCUGCUCAGCUGGACUUUGAUAAAAAGCUGUAUCGUCAGGUUUCCAGUGGCAGAGAAAAUGACACCAUCAUAUUUCACCACACUAUGGUGACUCUGCAAUUAGAGCUCGUAAUUCCUCCUGAUAUAAGAGCAAUCAGUGGGACAGGUGGAUUUCUCGGAUUUCUCCUGCUCAUCAUCAUAUUUUUUACUGCUGUUAAACGUAAAAGACAAUCAGACCACUACACAGUACACUCCAGAAAACUCCAGCACAUAUCAGUACAUUCCAGUACACACCAGUACACACCAGUGCACACCAGUACACAAAAGUACACACUAUUACACACCAGUACACUCCAUGAACUCUUUGAAGAAGGGAAUGAGAACAGAAGUGAGGGAGAAGAUGAAGGCUGCAGUGCUGAUACAAACGGAAAGCCAGGACAAUCUUCUUCCACAGCUGAAGAGAAACCGUUUAUUCCUGUGUCACAAAAUGUAGAGUGAAAAUUCUUUACUGAGGAAAUACUAACUGUAUCUGUAACCCUGUCUGUAAUAUUUUUGCAGUAUAUUACAUAUAUCUAUGAGUGCAGUGUGUAUAGUAGGUGGGCCCCAGUGUCCAGGACAAGAUGAUUAUGUGUCUGUAGACAAUCUUAUAGAACGUCAUCAUUUUAGUUACAAUAUAUAAUAUAUAUCAUCAUAUUUUGUCCAACCUGCUGCUCAUUCCUGAUUUUCGCUUCCUGCUGUGCUACACACAGUUAUGGCCAUUGAGAAGAACUGUGUAUUUUUAGUAGAUUAAUUUGCUUGGACGGGAUAACAGACAGAAUAAUUCCACAAUGUACGCUGAUCUUAUAUUAAAAUAAUCAGUAUGUGAUUGUGUGUGUGUAAUAUAGGAUGUGGGAUGUGAUUCAUUUAUUAGUAAUAAGGCUGUUGUGCAUAAUGAUUUGCAUAAUAAUAAAUAGUAUAUUUAAAAGUC